CCAUGCCCUUAUUCGCAGUCGUCUUCUGCGUGAAAAUGGAAAGAAAAGCUUUUUCAACAAUGAAGAGCGAGGAUUCUUUAAGACAGAAAAGAGGGAAUCUCAGGCCAAAAAUCCAAUGACAGAUCCUACAAUGAUGACAGACAUGAUGAAAGGCAAUGUGACUAAUGUUCUGCCUAUGAUUAUCAUUGGUGGCUGGAUCAACUGGGCUUUUUCAGGAUUUUUAACAACAAAAGUGCCGUUCCCAUUAACAUUUAGGUUCAAGCCCAUGUUGCAGCGAGGAGUGGAAUUAAUCACACUUGAUGCAUCUUGGGUGAGCUCCGCCUCCUGGUACUUCCUGAAUGUGUUUGGGCUGCGCAGCAUGUACACACUGAUCUUAGGACAGGAUAAUGCCGCAGAUCAGACGAGAGCCAUGCAGGACCAAAUGUCUGGGUCAGCUAUGAUGGCCCCACCAGAUCCAAUGAAAGCUUUUAAAGCAGAGUGGGAGGCGCUAGAAGUUGUCACCCAUGAGUGGCAGCUAGAAGGGGUGGAGGAGGAGCUGACAGGGGGUAUUGUGCAACCAGAGACAAUAUAUUUAAGGAAUUAA
Candidula unifasciata is the source of this 583-nucleotide messenger RNA. NCBI's taxonomy places the organism in Eukaryota, Metazoa, Mollusca, Gastropoda, Stylommatophora, Geomitridae. The record is from the annotation of a GenBank genome assembly.